Messenger RNA from Entrophospora candida, 560 nucleotides. The record is from the annotation of a GenBank genome assembly. Lineage: Eukaryota; Fungi; Glomeromycota; Glomeromycetes; Entrophosporales; Entrophosporaceae.
AACAAAUAGCUGCAAGACGUAAAGCACAAACUGAAGCUGAAAAAGAAAAACUUGAAACCUCAUCAACAACUAAAAAAUCAGCUAGUCCUUUAACUAAGACUACACCCAAAAGAUCAACCUCACAACUAGAAAAAGGCGAUGAUUUGACAGAAAGUGAUGAAAUCGAUGAAGAAUUCGAAAUAUCUGAUGAUUCAUUAGAAGAUUCAGACGAUUCAAGUAAUAAGAAAAAGAAAAAGAAAGCUGCACCAAAUAAAAAAAAAUCAAGUUCUAAAAAUUCUAAAUCAACGCCAAAAUCAACAAAAAGAAAGAAAUAUUCUAGUGAUGAAGAUUCAGAAAUAGUGGUUAGGAGUAAAUCGGGCAAAAAAAAAAAAAAUACUGGUGAUAACGACGAUGAUAAUGACGACGAUUACAAUUAUUCCGACGUAGUUGAUGAAGGUGAUUUAAAAGAAGAAGCCGAGGGUCUUGAUACAUCAAAUAUCAUUAAAAGUGAAAGAAGAACAAGAGGAAAACGAUUGAAUUAUAGAGAAAUGUAUGACGAUUCCAACGAUCUACAAUGGUAA